AUGAUUCAGAAUAUUGAGAAGACAGCUCUACUCUCUGAGCAUGUUAAUCUGCUUACUGCUGAGAUGAAAUCUGAGACAGCAGAUCAGAAAAUACAGGAUUUUAAGACACAGAUUAAUCUAGCUAAAGAGAAGCAGCAGAAACUCUUCUCUGAGAAAGCAGCAGAGAGAGAUUUUAAGAUAAUUAUUAUCUUAGAUAAGAAGAAGAAGAAGAAGAAUAAGAAUGAGAAAUAA
This is a messenger RNA of Blastomyces dermatitidis ER-3, 231 nucleotides long. RefSeq lists its product as uncharacterized. The coding region runs from base 1 to 231 and encodes 76 amino acids. Lineage: Eukaryota; Fungi; Ascomycota; Eurotiomycetes; Onygenales; Ajellomycetaceae. The record is from RefSeq and is a predicted model, not a curated record. The transcript has a single exon.